CGAGAUUGGACCUCCACAGUGUAGCAAAUCUGCAAGGAUUAAUACAGGUCAAUAGACCUUCAAUCCUUAUUACUGAAAACUGAAGACCUUGAAGUCAUUUUUUCUCUGUUUCAUUAACAGUCAUUCGAGCCCGUGCAAUAGUAUAUAAGUACUCUUUGUCGGUAUACGUUAAAAGUGCAUUUCGUAAAGUUAUGGCUUUGGAUCUUUCAAGUGUGAAUGACACUUCUUUCGAAGAAACUGGCUCAAAUACAACCUAUAAUUGCGUUUUCCUAUCCUCAGAAGUUAUUUCUUUUCCUGGGACUAAUAAUAUUCUCUUUUAUAUAUCUGAAAUAGGUCAUUUAAUUUUGGCAAACUUCUUCGUUGAACAUUCCAAUGGAAGUUACAUACUUAAAAAACUUCCACAUAUCAAAUUUCCACAUGAUUCAUCCGAUUUACCAACAAAUCUAUCUUUGGAUAAAAGUCUCCCAGCUCAAGAAAAUGUGAUAUCACAACUUUCAGUAAAUGAUUGUUCAAAUGUAUUGGAUUUAAACUUUCCUAGUAAAUUUGGACGUAUUGAGACAGAUAUACAGUCUUCAGCUAUAGAUUGCACAAAUGUUUGUCAUGUUCAAACAUGUUUACAACAGACACCAGUUAGUUCAUCAUCUUUGAACGUACCAGAUUUAGAAAAUCCAGCUAAUUCUACCAUUCCCCGUCCACAAUGUGAAAACAGUUCAGUUAAUAUGAAUAAAAGUAAAAAUUCUUCGUCUCGCAUUUCACGAUCAAAAUUUUUAGGACAAAUCGUUUGUGAACUCCUGCACAAAAUGAAGAGUCGUAUGACGUCAUCGGAGAAUCAAGAAAUCAUCAUUCAAGGACAUAAUUUAACUGAACUGGAACAUUUUGUUAAACACUUGCGAGAGUUUCGUCUACGUUUAGGUCUUUCACAAGUUCAACUAGGUAUAGAAAUUUCAAAACAUUUUAACGAUAAAGCCUUAUGUAGUCAAACUCUUCUGUCAAGGUUUGAGAAGUUAAAUGUCACUGUUAGAUCUGCUUAUCGGCUUUUGCCCUAUCUAAAACGUUGGAUUUCACAUGCUGAACAAAAUCAUUGUGGUCAAAUCACCAUUGAAAAAUUGCCCGUUUUUCAUCGUUCGAUUCCUGUACGUGCUGUAGGCAACUCCCGGUUAACUACAUUGGCUCGCUUAGGACGUACCAUUUAUAAUUCUUCAUCCUCCUCUUCUUCAACUUCACCUGUUUUAGCUCUUGUAAAUAAACAGACCAAAGACAAUGAUAAUGCAGCUAAUUGUCCCACAGAUCACUCUUCACUUUCAGAGAUAACUUCUGAUAUAUCUGAAUUCAGUUGUAAAUUACCAGAUCCACAACAAAAAAGAUGUCGGCGUCGCCGUACUUAUUUUUCCCCAAAAGCUUUAUCAAUAUUAACUGAAUUUUAUUCUACAAAUACUCGACCGAAAGGUACUGAUUUCACUGAAUUAGCAUCACGGAUUGGCUGUGAUAGAGAAUCAGUUCGAGUUUGGUUCUGUAAUAGACGUCAAUUAGACCAUGAAUGCUCACAAAAGGUUUAGAGUGACCGAUUCAGUAGAUUUGUAAAAUUUUUAUCAGUAGACCAAUUACUUACUUUCUUGUUUAAUCCAAUUUAUUGUAUCGUCGAAAAAUUUUGGAGAAAAUCACUAUUUGAGAAUUAAUGUUCUCAAAAAUUUGUACAUUUUUUAUAAGUUGUUUCAACCAAAUUUUUAUGGUGUUAAUCCUCCAUUGAGACCUAAGCUCCAUAAUAAAAUGUCUUGUUCUAUAUUAUU
Messenger RNA from Schistosoma rodhaini, 1787 nucleotides. The record is from the annotation of a GenBank genome assembly. NCBI's taxonomy places the organism in Eukaryota, Metazoa, Platyhelminthes, Trematoda, Strigeidida, Schistosomatidae.